AUGAAGGAGAUGUCAUCUCGCACGGGAGCCCCUGCCCUGCUCUGGACAGCUUUGCUGUUCGUACCUCUGGAUGGCAAGUUCGCAGAAGCCAUCCAACAAUCGAUGUUGUCCCUGAAUCCCCAAUGGAAUCGAAUAUUUAAAGGAGAAAAUGUCACUCUGUUGUGUAACAGGAACAAUUUCUUUGAGGUCAACUCCACCAAGUGGACCCACAAUGGCACACUUUUAUUAGAGACGACUUCAAGUUUAAACAUCGUGGAUGCCAGCUUCAACGACAGUGGGGAAUACAAAUGUCAAUACCAAAACUUUAAGGAAAGUAAACCUGCACAUCUGGAAGUCUUCAGUGACUGGCUGCUCCUUCAGGCCUCUACUGAGGUGGUGAUAGAGGGUAGGCCCCUCUUCCUCAGGUGUCAUGGUUGGAAGGAUUGGAAUGUCUACAAAGUGGUCUACUACAAGAAUGGCAAAGCUCUCAAGUAUUGGUAUGAGAACCACAACAUCUCCAUUUCAAGUACCACCAUUAAAGACAGUGGCACCUAUCACUGUGAGGGCAGAGUUCGGCGGCUGAAUUAUAUCUCUGAGCCCCUCAAUAUUACUGUAAUAAAAGCUCCUCUAAGCAAGUACUUCGGGCUACAACUUUGCGUCCCACUGUUGGUGGUGGCUUUUUUUGCAGCGGACACAUGGUUAUUUCUCUCCACCCAGCAGCAGUUGACAUUACUCUUGAAGACCAAGGAGACCAGGAAAAGCAACAAACUUUUGAACCUAAAUCCUAAGCCAGAUCCCCAAAGGAAAUGAUGUCAUUACUCAAGAAACAUUUGCAAUGUCAAUUUUUGUUCCAGCAUCAGCAAUUAUUUCUCAAUCAUCAAACACUGCUUACAACAUACAUAGAAAAGUCUAUGUUCAAGGAUUUAUAAAACUGCUUCAUUAAACCAGCUGAAACUGGUUAGAUGACAUGUAAUAGGAAGUGCU
Molecule: messenger RNA, 963 nt
Organism: Nycticebus coucang (slow loris)
Lineage: Eukaryota; Metazoa; Chordata; Mammalia; Primates; Lorisidae
Gene: FCER1A
Product: Fc epsilon receptor Ia
Exons: 5
Coding region: 1-789 (262 amino acids)
Biological process (GO): cell surface receptor signaling pathway
Molecular function (GO): transmembrane signaling receptor activity
Source: RefSeq, a predicted model, not a curated record